Molecule: messenger RNA, 3648 nt
Organism: Yarrowia lipolytica CLIB122
Lineage: Eukaryota; Fungi; Ascomycota; Dipodascomycetes; Dipodascales
Biological process (GO): nuclear division
Cellular component (GO): cytoplasm; nucleus
Molecular function (GO): mRNA binding
Source: RefSeq, a predicted model, not a curated record
AUGUCCGACCUGUCCCCCGCUGAGCUUCUCCGGCAACGACAUGCUGCCGUGAGCGCUGCCGCCGAGCCCACCCUCACCGUUUCUGAGGGCUCUCUGUCCAAGGAGUCUUCUCCCGUUCCCGAGAUUGCCCCUGCCGCCCCCGUGAAGUCUGUCGCCGGUCCCUCCGCCGCCUCCAAGCGAAAGGGUCUCGAUAUCAACUCUCUCGAGGCUUUCCCCGCUCUUAAUGGUGGUGCCGCUGCCCCCAAGGCUGUUUGGGGUAAGGGAGGCUCUGCUCCCGCUGCCCCCUCCCCUCAGUCCUUUGGUCGAGCCGCUUCCACCACUAUCUCCGAUGUCUUCACUCUCAAGCGAGAGGAGCAGCAGGUUGGUGUGCGAUCCGAGCUGCCCAAGAUCAUUGCUAAGGUCAAGGCCAACACCUCCACUACCAUCGACUCGUCCACCUCCAAGAUUACGGGCCACACCUCCUUUGUCAUCAAGGGUACCCCCGAGAACGUGGCCAAGGCCCGACGUGAGCUGCACCGAGCCCUGUCCCAGAAGAUUGUCGCCAAGUUUGAGAUCCCCGCUAGCGUGCGAGCUGCUGUGAUUGGCCCUCGAGGUUCCAACCUGAAGCCCAUUCUUGAGAAGUCCGGUGCCCAUAUCCAGAUUGAGAAGCUCGAGUCCAACGGCAACAACGCCGACGACGACGAGGAGACGGUCGAGGUCAUCGUCGAGGGUGACUCUGAGGGUAUUGCUAUUGCCAAGCAAGAGAUCUUUGCCAUUGUGUCCGAGCGAGUCAAGAACAUGACCAUCCGAGUUCGAAACGUCAACUAUGUGCUGUUCCCCUUCCUUGACAAGACCGCCGGAGACCUCACCAAGGGCGAGGACGACGUCAAGCUCAGCAUCCCUGAUAUCUUUGCUCCCAACUUCACCACGGCCGCCACCAUCACUCUGUCUGGCGACCGAGAGGCCACCGCUACCGUCAAGGAACGACUUGAGCGUCUUGCAGAGUCUCUGUCCACCGACCUUAUCACCUCCACCGAGUCCUUCCCUGCUUCCAAGCACAAGUACAUUUCUGCCAAGGAUGUCUUUGCCGCCACCUCCGUGUUUAUCACUGUGCCCCAGGCCCCCAACACCUCCGAUGACACCGUCAAGUUCCUGGGUCUGCCCAAGGACAUCAAGCCCGCCAUGAACAAGGUGUCUGAGCAGGUUAACUCCGUCAAGAUUGAUCUUUUGGACAUUUCUCGAGCACAUGGCAAGAGCGUGCCCCAUGCCCAGGCUUUGGCUUCUUACUUCAAGGCCUCUGGUAUGCUCCAGAAGAUUGCUGACGAGUACAAGGUCGAAAUCUACAUCCAGCAGCCCGAUCAGCUCUACGCUCCUGGCGCCCAGGCCGUCACUAUCGAGACCUCUGGUCCCAACGAGGAGGCUGUCAAGGCUGCCCGAAAGGCCAUUGUGGCUCUGGUAAACAAGUACGAGCCCUCCAAGGUCUCUCGAGUGUCUGACAUUGAUCCUUUUUUCCUGCGAAACCUCGCUGGCCCCAAGGACCGAAACCUGGCCAAGUACAAGAAGGACCACGGAGUCACUGUCCUGGUGCCCGAGAACCCCAAGGUUAACGGUGACGUGAUUCUCAUCUACGAGGGCACCUCUGAGGAGGAUGAUUUCGGCCCCUCCGCCGACGAGAUCAAGGCCACCUUUGCUGCUGUCGACUCUUCCUUUGCCGAUAUUCGAGAGAAGCAGGCCAAGAUCAUUGGCAAGCUAAUUUCCGUCCCCGUUGGCGAACACAAGUUUGUCCGAGGUCCCGAUAACACUACCCUUCGAGCCAUUGUUGGCGGAACCGAGGGCCACGAGCCCUUUGUCCGAGUCACCUUUGGUGACGAGAUCAAGGACGCUGAGGAGCCCGUUUCUGCGGACUCCAUCUACGUGCGGGGUCUCAAGGAUGAGGUCACCCGAGUGCUCAAGGAGAUCGAGGAGGCAGUGGAGGACGGCAAGAACUAUGCUGUUCUGUCCCAGUACACCACCGAAUUCCAGAUCCCUCCCGAGCAUGUCAAGCAUGUUGUUGGCAAGGGCGGCUCCCAGCUCGCCAAGUUCCGUGAGUACGGCGUCAACAUCGAUCUCGACGAGUCCGGUCAGGGUGUUGUCAAGGGUAUCAAGAAGAACGCCGACGAGGCCAAGGUUCAGAUUCUGGCUUUCGCCAAGAAGAUUGCCGACGAGGUCAACGUCAAGCUUCCUGUGCCUGCUGACCACCACGCCUCUCUGAUUGGAACUGGUGGCAAGUUUGUCAAGCGACUGGAGGAGAAGUAUGACGUUCGAAUUCGGUUCCCCAAGACCGGUGAGGAGAACGCCAACGAGAUCGUCCUUCGAGGUCCCUCCAAGGGUGUGGCGAAGGCCAAGGAGGAGAUUUUGGAUCUCGUAAACUACGAGAUUGAGAACUCGCACUCGCAGACCAUUUCCGUCCCCGUCAAGUCUCUGCCCCGAAUCAUUGGUCGAGGCGGAGAGUUCAUCAACGACAUCAAGGACUCCACCAACACUCGAAUCGACGUCAAGCAGGAGAAGUCGGAUAACACCGACGAGACCGGCAACGUUGACAUUGAAAUUGUUGGUACAAAGGCCGGCGUCAAGGAGGCUGCUGCCAAGAUCCAGGCUAUCGUUUCUGAGUUCCAGGACACUGUCAUUGAGCACAUUGAGGUGAACCCCAAGUUCCACGGUGCUCUGAUCGGUCCCGGCGGUCAGACUCUCAAAGACAUCCUCACCAAGGCCGGUAUGACCGACGUGACCCCCUCCGUUGCUGCUCGAACCGUUGCUGUUCCUGCUGCCGGCACCAAGGAUAACAAGGUGCGAGUCCAGGGCUCCAAGAAGAUUGUGGCCAAGAUUGUCAAAAUCAUCCAGGACAUGGUUGCCGAGCGGGAGUCCCAGAUCUCUGAGGUUGUUGAUGUGCCCGUUUCCAAGCACCGAGAUCUCAUUGGAGCUGGAGGUGCUGCCAAGCGAUCCCUCGAGGAGAAGUUCAAGGUUACUCUGCAGAUCCCCAAGCAGGGCGCCAAGAACAAGGAUGGAGAGCUCGACACCGGCGUCUCCAUCACCGGUAAGGCUGAGGAUGUCGCUACCGCCAAGGCCAAGAUCCAGGAGCUGUCCCAGGACAAGUGGAAGGAGGAAAUUCUGGUCCCCCGAACCUUGCACACCACUGUGUCCGACAACGGAAACCUGCCCCGAAAGCUCAAGUACGAACUCAAGGUUAACGUUGACCACGGCUCUGUCCGAACUCCUCGAGACGGCAACCCCGUUGUCCCCGCUGGUGCCAUUGGCUCCGAUUCUGAGGACAAGGACUCGUUCCGAUGGUCUGUUGUCGAGGACGCUGUCGACCACGCUGCCAACGGCACCAUCCCCUGGAGGCUUGAGGGCUCUGACGAGAACGUUGCCAAGGCUAAGGCCAUCAUUGAGGCUGCUCUGGAUGUUGCUCUCAAGCACACUCAGACCGGAUACCUGUGGCUCCCUGACACCUCUCGAUACCGAUUCCUGGUGGGUCCUCAUGGAGCCACCGUGUCUCACAUCCGAGAGAAGUCUGGCUGCAAGAUCUACAUCCCCAAGGCUGGUGUUGCUGACUCUGCCGUGACCGUGCGGGGCUCCCCCGAGGGUCUGGAGAAGGCCAAGGAGAUGAUGCUUGCUGCUCUCAAGAAGUAA